GCAGAGCAUCCGCGCCUCUCUGUUCCCUGACGCUGCGCGCGUGUCGGUGAAUGCGGGAGCCCCGCGUGUGCAGGGGGAGAGCCCGUGGCCGCCCCCCGCCCCGGAACGGCAGGAAUGGGCGGGGGGCUCCUGCCGGGGCUGCCCCCGGCCCCGCUCCUGCGGGGAGCCGGCUGCGGCGGAGGGCGCGGGGCUGCCCGGUGCCGCUCUCCGCACGCCGGGCCUCGCCCCGGAGAGCCGCUCGGCGGAGCCGGGCACGGGCAUCCCCACUCGGAUCCGUCCCGCCGAGGGGGUUUUUCCCUGCGUGUCCGAUUGCCCCUACCUGGCAGGUGAGGGGACAGGGCGGGAAGCCGCCGCCGGGAUCCCGGCGCCGGGCGGAGCGGCCGUCGGGCACCCCCGCUCCCCGCCCCGCACCCCCGCCGGGCCGAAGCGGAGCCGCGGCCCCAAAGGAGCUCCCUGCCCCGGCAGAGGGUCGAUGGGGGAACGCGCCCCGCGUUGCCCACCUCCUUCCCCGCCGGCGCCCGGUGGCGGCGGGUCCAGCCCCUCACUGCACCGGGUCCGUCUGCACCGCGCGCCUCCCGCUCCGCCGCCCGCACGGCCCGGCCCGGCAUGGAGCGGCGCUGAGAGCCCGAGGCAGCCAGCCCGAAGCCGCCUUUGUGCCACUCUCGGGGCGAGGAUUAUCCCCACCGUCCCUGGGGCAUCCCGGUGUACCACUGAGCGGGACCCGCUGUGGUAACAGCCCCUCUCUGCCCCUCUCUCCGCCCGCAGGGAUGGAGGACGCCGGCGUCCAGCGGGGAAUAUGGGACGGGGAUGCCAAGACGGUCCAGCAGUGCUUGACCGACAUUUUUACCAGCGUUUACACCACCUGCGACAUCCCGGAAAAUGCCAUUUUCGGCCCCUGCGUCCUGAGCCACACGUCCCUGUAUGACAGCAUCGCCUUUAUCGCCCUCAAGUCCACCGACAAGCGCACCGUCCCCUACAUAUUCCGGGUGGACACGUCGGCGGCCAAUGGCUCGUCGGAGGGGCUGAUGUGGCUGCGGCUGGUGCAGUCGGCGCGGGAGCGGGAGGAGCAGAACCUGGAGGCCUACAUCAAGAGCGGGCAGCUCUUUUACCGCUCCCUACGCCGCAUCGCCAAGGACGAGGAGCUGCUGGUGUGGUACGGGAAGGAGCUCACCGAGCUGCUGCUGCUCGGCCCGGCCCGGGCCCCCGCCCGCACCAACGGCUCGCCGCCCUUCGCCUGCCCCGAGUGCAGCCAGCGCUUCCAGUUCGAACUGCCCUUCGCCGCACACCUCCGGUUCCGCUGCCCCAAGCGGCUGCACGGCCCCGACAUCGGCCCCGCCGCCGAGGCCGCCGCCGCCAAGGACGGUGCCGGCAAGGAGCAGGAGCCCGGCAAGUUCGGCAAGCCCGGCGGGCCGCCGCACCACCCCUUCCCCGGGCCAGACGGCGGCCCCGCCGCCAGCACCAAGCCCUCCACGGACUUCCACAACCUGGCGCGGGAGCUGGAGAACUCCCGCGGCGGGCGCGCCGGCUCCCCGGGGCGGCCGGCGCCCCCCGAGGGCGGCCCCGAGGCGGCGGCCGGGAAGGCGAAGCGGCGCUUCCCCGAGGAGGAGGAGCGCGGGCCCGGCGCGGCGCGGGGCCGCUUCCCGGCGGAGCGGCCGGGGCUGCCGGCGGCGCCCAAGGAGGAGCCGGGCUGCGCCCCGCAGCAGCAGUACCGCGCCGCCGGCUCCUACUGCGGGCUGGAGGAGGGCGGCCGCCUCUUCGCGCCCCCCAGCCCGGAGACCGGCGAGGCCAAGCGCAGCGCCUUCGUGGAGGUGAAGAAGGCGGCCCGCGGCCCCGAGCCCGACGGCGGCGCCGAGGAGGGCCCGGAGCGCGGCUCCCCGGGCGCGGGCGGCGCGGAGCCGGGGCUGUGCCCCCGCGGCGGCGCGGGGGGCCCGCUGGCCGCCCGCCUGGACGGCGGCAGCCCGGCGCGGGGCAGCGCCUUCAGCACGGUGCCGCAGCUCGGGGCCGGCCCCGGGGGGCCCGGCGGCGGCGGCGGCGGGGCCGACGAGAGGAAAAGCGCCUUCUCGCAGCCCGCCCGCUCCUUCCCGCACGUCCCGCCGCUGGUGCUGGGUCCCAAGCUGGGCGGGCUGGGCGAGCCCUGCCCCGACGGCGCCGCCGCCCCCGCCCGCCUGUACGCCGCCGAGGCGCUGGCCGCCAAGCUGCCGGGCGGCGGGGAGGCGGCGGGCGGCGGCGGCGGCGGCGGGGGGCUGCCCAAGCAGAGCCCCUUCCUCUACACCACGGCCUUCUGGCCCAAGAGCUCGGCGGCGGCGGCGGUGGCGGCGGCGGCGGCGGGGCCGCUGCAGCUGCAGCUGCCGUCGGCGCUGACGCUGCUGCCGCCGUCGUUCACCUCGCUGUGCCUGCCGGCUCAGAACUGGUGCGCCAAGUGCAACGCGUCCUUCCGCAUGACCUCGGACCUGGUGUACCACAUGCGCUCCCACCACAAGAAGGAAUACGCGCUGGAGCCCCUCGUCAAGCGCCGCCGCGAGGAGAAGCUCAAGUGCCCCAUCUGCAACGAGUCCUUCCGCGAGCGCCACCACCUCUCCCGCCACAUGACCUCCCACAACUAGCGGGGACACCCCCCGGCCCCGGGAACCCGCCCGGGACCCCCGCCUCUCCCAGCCUUCCCCUUCGAUGCACGCGUUUCCACAGUCCGGGGAGGGGCGGGAGGGCAGCAGGUGAAGGAGGAGGAGGAGGUGAAAAAGAAGAGGAAGAAGAAGCAGAAAAAUGAAGGUAAAAGAAAAAAAAAAAAAGAGAGAGAGAGAAAAAAAAGAGAAGCACCGGGAAAAAGAAAACAAAAAAAAAAUCAAA
Messenger RNA from Passer domesticus (house sparrow), 2844 nucleotides. It is a transcript of the gene PRDM8, whose product is annotated as PR/SET domain 8. Gene Ontology annotation, molecular function: protein binding. Gene Ontology annotation, cellular component: nucleus. The coding region runs from base 51 to 2603 and encodes 850 amino acids. The transcript has 5 exons. Gene Ontology annotation, biological process: regulation of DNA-templated transcription; oligodendrocyte development. NCBI's taxonomy places the organism in Eukaryota, Metazoa, Chordata, Aves, Passeriformes, Passeridae. The record is from RefSeq and is a predicted model, not a curated record.